AUGAAUGUGGAUCAUGAGGUUGAACUCCUUGUCAGAGAGAUAAAGCGACUUGGGAAGGAAGGAGCGAAUGGCAAAUAUUCUGUAACAUUUGGAGUUCUCUUCAAUGAUGAUCAGUGUGCCAACAUAUUUGAAGCUCUAGUCGGGACCCUCCGUGCUGCCAAACGAAAGAAGAUUCUGUCAUAUGAUGGAGAGCUACUUCUGCAAGGCGUGCAUGACAAUGUAGUUGUUUCACUACUUUGA
Candidula unifasciata is the source of this 240-nucleotide messenger RNA. Lineage: Eukaryota; Metazoa; Mollusca; Gastropoda; Stylommatophora; Geomitridae. The record is from the annotation of a GenBank genome assembly.